Mercenaria mercenaria is the source of this 3197-nucleotide messenger RNA. RefSeq lists its product as uncharacterized. The record is from RefSeq and is a predicted model, not a curated record. NCBI's taxonomy places the organism in Eukaryota, Metazoa, Mollusca, Bivalvia, Venerida, Veneridae. The transcript is spliced from 10 exons. The coding region runs from base 450 to 2177 and encodes 575 amino acids.
UUCUUCUCUUACUUUUUUAGGCAAAUAUCUAAAAUCAUUUAAAUGCAUGUAAAACUUCAUGCUUUGUAGAAUGGGUUAGAGAGAUGUUUUUAACUUAGAUAUGUGUAUAAAUAAAUUUUUUCAUUGUGCAUUUUGUCAGUGCUCAAUAUGAUGCAUUGGUGGUUAAUGAGUGCUUCCUCUCAGUCAAGUUUGGAAACCUAUUCACGCAAACUGGCUUAUUACCGCCCAUCAGAGUGUGAAAAACUCUACCAUAUUAAAUGGCUGGUGCUGACUGGUAUUCGUUAUGAAAUCGACCAGGCACACAAAUAAACAUAACAUAAAAUCUACAUUCGUUUAAAUCAGUGUUAAUCUAUAUACUGUAAAUUUGUACAUAUAUACAGUGCAGAAUGGUGAUAAUUGUUUGUUUUUAAAUUCAAAUUCACACUUGGUUUUCAAAGCAGUAAAAUGUUAUGGUGACACUCGUAAUUAGCGCGACCAGACAAACUGGCGAUCUACUCCGAAGGUGUUACAUACGAUGUUUACGGACAAUGGCGAAGAUACAAAAAUGCAACAAUUCUAAAGGGGAACUACGUAAUGUGGUUGGUGAUGACAGGAGCAGAUCUUCCAGUCAGCACCAGGUUAUUUCAGAAACUGACAGGAACAGGCAGAGAACAUUCACAAAUGAAUCAAGAAAUACUUAUAAUGCAUACAGACCAACCAUCAGAAAUCUACAUGUUGCCAACACACCACAUUUCUACGACUCUACAGAGGCGGAAACAGACAGUGAAUCUUCUAUCAAAAUUAAACGGAACAUAAAACAAUCGAAGCGUCUUCCGGGCUGGAUCUGGAAAACUGUUACAACAGUGCUAGGAAUUGAUCAUUCCAAAAGAUGGCUUGCAACUAUACUCUAUGUGAUUACAUUAAUCGCUGCUCUGGCUUUUACAUUUCUCGGAGUGCUUUUUGUAGUAUAUGACGUUGCAAGUAAAAACUCAGAAACAACCGUACAUAUCGGCUUUAUGUCAUUACUAAUUGGGUUUGGAUGGUUAUGUUUGGGUAUUUACUCAUUUCGACUGGCAGGACGACUGUUUGGCGACGAGGAUUUUGCCGCCAGUAUCCGAAGUCAUUCCAGAACAUUGUUCAAGAUCAGCUCCGCAAUACUGCUUAUCAUAUCUGGGUGCUUAUUCACAGGAUUGAAUCUCUACACUGCAUUUGACACAUAUGCUGCAGAUCACUGUCAUGUGGUGGGCCUUCAUCAUUUAGUUUGUAACUCCAUGUAUAUCAGCCGUGCUGUGUUUUCUGUCCUAGCCACUGUGUGGAACUUGAUGGUUGGAUGCAUGCUACUGUCUGUAUGCCGCACUCAUACUAUAGGAAUUCGUAGAUUUGUUCGAGAUUUGGAAAGGGAUGGGAAGAAAUAUGAUGAUUACUGGAAAAAAAGGUUGAGGAAUUCAAAAGAUGGAGAAUAUCAUCGGGAAACAUCUUCUAUACUAGACAACAGGGGUUGGUUUGUAUUACAAGAUAGUGACCUGAAUUUUGAGGAAGAGGUGCAGGGGUGUGAACCGGAACAGCAAGAUUUGCCAGCAAACCAAACUGCUAGACAGGGGAGUAAAAUAGAACUGCAGCCUUCAGAAGAUGCUGUUCUAAUGAGAGAUGGUUCAGAAACACCUCCAAGAGGCCCUGGUUUGGACUUGACUGCUAAUAACGAAGAAAACAUAAGAAACAGCUUGGAAGAUACAACAAGUAUAGAUGAACAUCAAGAUGAGCCUCCUAUAAUGACGGAAGAUGAAAUACUCCUGUGUUACUGGAAAAUAUCAAGUCGUAUGAGAUUUACUUCCCAGUGUCUGCAGCGCUGGCUGGCCAGCUGGAUUGCGUUUGUUGGACUUUGGGUUGGAGAUUAUGUGAUAUACUGGCUUAGUCACUCUCCGGACCUGGUUGACAUACUAGAGUUUGUGGCCCCAAUGUUGCUGAUACUUGUUCUGUGCUCUGCAUAUGCAGAAGCUAAUGGGGAAGGACAGCUGAUGAUUCGGUGUAUUUGUCCAACAAAAGACCGAUACGGACUGCUGAACUUCCUGCACAGACAACCACUACAGAUGCAGGUGUUCAGUCUUAGUGUGUCAUACAACGCCAUGCUUACAGUGAUCCUGGCUUUCACAGUCGCAUUUUCCUCACGGCUUAUCCUUGAUGAAGUUGUCAAACCAUAGAUGAUGAAUAGUAACAUCUAUCUGAAGUGUAUAUAUCUAUAACUGUGAACAACAGAUGCUGAAUAAUCAACACAAGAAAUGUUCUGUCAGCCUGGGGAGAUAGCCAAGCUGAUAUGUUUUUUAGCAAUUCACAAUACCUGCUUUACACUCAAAUUCAUACAAUAUUUAUAUUAUCCAUUAUUAAGACUUUUGUGCUAUUUUUAAGGGUGUGUCAUAAUGACAUUAUGUGGGUAACAUUGCCAUUUUCUAAUGGGAAAAUCUAUCAUCUAUGUUUAGAUUUAUGUGCUGUUUUAAGGGGGUGCUUUCAUGAUUCUACAUGAGAAACAUUAAGAACAUAACUGCUGCAGUAUAGUAUGUUGGGAAAUGCAUUCAAGAUAUAUGAAAUACUUUUGUGUCUGGUAAAGGGAACAAAGUUUAUUAUUAAUAAUACUCACUUUGUAUAAUACUCAUAAAAAAUCAUACAUGUACUUGCUUAUUUUUUUGUAAUAUACAUGUGACCAGGUGCUUAUCUUGCCAAAAGUAAUAAUUUGUGGGGUUUUUGUUUGUAAUUUGAUAUUUAAGGCAGUAUUGAAAAGAAAGCAUGCCAGUACAAUUCUGUACUAUUUUUUAGCUCACCUGUCACAAAGUGACAAGGUGAGCUUUUGUGAUCGCGCAGUGUCCGUCGUCCGUCGUCCGUCCGUGCGUCCGUCCGUCCGUAAACUUUUUGCUUGUGACCACUCUAGAGGUCACAUUUUUCAUGGGAUCUUUAUGAAAAUUGGUCAGAAUGUUCAUCUUGAUGAUAUCUAGGUCAAGUUCGAAACUGGGUCAUGUGCGGUCAAAAACUAGGUCAGUAGGUCUAAAAAUAGAAAAACCUUGUGACCACUCUAGAGGUCACAUUUUUCAUGGGAUCUUCAUGAAAGUUGGUCAGAAUGUUCAUCUUGAUGAUAUCUAGGUCAAGUUCGAAACUGGGUCACGUGCGGUCAAAAACUAGGUCAGUAGGUCUAAAAAUAGAAAAACCUUGUGACCACUCUAGAGGUCAAC